Molecule: messenger RNA, 1480 nt
Organism: Ricinus communis (castor bean)
Lineage: Eukaryota; Viridiplantae; Streptophyta; Magnoliopsida; Malpighiales; Euphorbiaceae
Product: THO complex subunit 6
Exons: 13
Coding region: 146-1231 (361 amino acids)
Biological process (GO): mRNA export from nucleus
Cellular component (GO): THO complex; transcription export complex
Molecular function (GO): protein binding
Source: RefSeq, a predicted model, not a curated record
AUAUGGUAAAAUCAAACGACGCCGUUAGUUUAGCUUAGAACUCAUAUUUCCGAUUCCCGUUCCCGUCGCUUCAUCGCAGUACUCACGCUGCUGAGAUAGUAGGACUGAACGCCCAAAACGCAGAACAGAAAACGUGAAACGCAAAAUGUGCGGUGACGCGACGAACUGGGACGAAGAUGCAUACAGAGCAAGCGUAUUAAAGGAUCGAGAACUCCAAACCUUAACCGUAUUUAGAACCGCAUGGGCUCCCUCUUCAAACCCUAGCCCUGACACAAUCGUUAUCGCCUCCAGUGACGGUUCAAUCGCUUCUUACUCUAUCUCCUCUUGCAUAUCCAAGCUCCCAUUAGGAUUUAACAAUGCAGAAGCUCAACAGGCUGAACCUGAUGCGUUGCUUCGGGGACACGAUGGACCGGCUUAUGAUGUCAAGUUUUAUGGCAAUUGUGAAAAUACUUUGUUAUUGAGCUGUGGAGAUGAUGGUCGGAUUCGGGGAUGGCGAUGGAAGGAAUUUAUACAAUUAGAAGGACAUGGCAUACAGCCAGUACUUGACUUGGUGAACCCACAGCAUAAAGGUCCUUGGGAUGCUCUUUCCCCAAUUCCUGAAAACAAUGCCAUAGCUGUGGAUACUCAGAGGGGAUGUAUUUUUUCAGCUGCUGGUGAUUCUUGUGCAUAUUGUUGGGAUAUGGAGACUUCUAAGAUCAAAACAGUUUUUAAGGGACACUUGGACUACUUGCACUGUAUAGUUGCCCGUAAGUCUACCAAUCAGAUUAUAACUGGUUCAGAGGAUGGGACUGCACGAAUUUGGGAUUGCAAAAGUGGAAAGUGUGUUCAAGUAAUUGAUCCGGGGAAGGAUAAGCAGUUGAAAGGAUCCUCGUAUGUCAGCUGCAUUGCUCUUGAUGCAAGUGAGACCUGGUUGGCUUGUAGCAAUGGUCGGAGUUUAUCAGUUUGGAAUCUUCCAGCUUCUGAAUGUGUUUCAAAGGCUGCUGCUCAUGCAUCCAUACAGGAUGUAAUAUUUGAUGACAACCAAGUUUUAGCUGUUGGAGCAGAGCCUCUACUCUGCCGUUUCGAUAUAAAUGGAGCAAUUCGUUCACAGAUACCUUGUGCUCCUCAGUCAGCAUUUUCUGUCUCCGUACACACAUCAGGAAUGACUGCAGUUGGAGGUUAUGGAGGUCUUGUAGAUGUAAUAUCCCAGUUUGGUAGUCACUAUUGCACAUUCCGCUGUAAAUGCCUAUAGAAAAUUCCUUGACUUGAGCAGUUCUGAUAAAUGAAUAAGGGAUGAGUUGUGUGCAAAGGUUAGAAAGACUUGCAGGAUUUUGCCAUGCUGCUGAAAAUUGCUGGUGUUGGUUAUAUCAUCUGGCAUUACUUUUUAAAUGCAUUACUUCCAUGAACUGCUAUAAUUGUAAAGUGUGAUUUUUGAUCAAAACUUUUGUAUGGAUGUGAUUCAUUAUUGUUCUCUUCUAACAUGUUUUUAGGUUUACAAGCA